CCGACUCGGUAUCCCAUCAAGGGAUCUCCUGGCGAUCGGUCGAAGUAUCCACGCCGUCCAUCCGUUCGUUGCCCCACCGCACACGACAAAGUCAGAUUGAUCUCCUGGAAGACCUCCGCUUCCCGUUAAUGGCUUCCCUAUCCCGCCCCUGCCUCCUGUACCGCGGUUUCUUCGAGGACGCCUCUCGCCGCCUCAAGAAGACCCCCGCCGGUUCCAAGAUUUCGCUUCUGAACUCAGCGUGCGGUUCUUCCCCCAUUCUUGGAUGCUCCACGCGCGUGUCGAGGAGCCUUGUGUCGGCGGAGUUAGGUGCUCGCCUGGGAGCCCUUCGAUCUGCGGUCGAGGAGGCGAAGAUAGUGCGGCAGCAGGAGGAGGAAGAGGAGAAGGGAAGGCCUCUGAGGGUCGGGAUCAUCUGCGGUGGCCCGUCUGCGGAGCGUGGCAUCUCGUUGAACUCUGCACGAUCGGUACUUGAUCAUAUACAGGGAGAAGAUUUGCAUGUCAGCUGCUAUUAUAUUGAUUGCAGUCUCAAUGCAUAUGCAAUAUCACCUGCCCAGUUAUACUCAAACACUCCUGCAGAUUUUGAUUUCAAACUAGAGAGCCUUGCCCAAGGUUUUCGCUCUUUACACACCUUCGUAGAGCAUCUUGCUGUCUCUGUGGACAUAGUUUUUCCUGUUAUCCAUGGCCGUUUUGGUGAAGAUGGGGGCAUUCAGGAGCUGCUGGAGAAAGCAAAUGUACCAUUUGUUGGCACAGCUUCUCAUGAAUGCCGCCAGGCAUUUCACAAGUACAAUGCAUCUUUGGAGCUUAUCAAACAGGGUUUCCUCACAGUGCCCGGUUUUCUUGUUCAGGGAAACCAACCAGACAGGUCUGAAAUGAUAAGGUGGUUUGAAAUCAAUCUUCUGGAUAAGGAAACAGGAAAAGUUGUGGUGAAGCCGACACUGGCUGGAUCAAGCAUUGGUGUUACAGUUGCUUACGGUGUUGAUGAUGCCAUUGAGAAAGCAAUUAACAUAAUUAGUGAGGGCAUUGAUGAUAACGUUCUUGUUGAAGUUUUUCUGGAAGGAGGGAGUGAAUUUACAGCAAUUGUCAUUGAUGUUGGAAUUGAUAAUGAUGCCAAGCCUGUUGUUUUACUACCAACUGAAGUGGAGCUUCAAGUUUUGACCAAUAAUGAUCAGUCUGAGGACACAAUUUUUAACUACAGGAGGAAGUAUCUUCCAACACAGCAGGUUGCUUAUCACACCCCUCCUCGUUUCCCAACUGAUGUCAUUGAAUGUAUAAGACAAGGAGCAUCAUUGUUAUUUCAACAUUUUGGUCUUCGUGAUUUUGCUAGGAUCGAUGGUUGGUUUUUACCUGGCAAUGCUAAUAUGUUCUCGACAGUUGCAAAAAAUACUAAGUUUGGAAUUACAGAAUCGGGUAACAUCAUUUUCACAGACAUUAACCUGAUAAGCGGGAUGGAGCAAACCAGCUUCUUAUUUCAGCAAGCCUCAAAGGUUGGGCUUUCUCAUUCAAAUGUUCUUCGAACCAUCAUCCAGCAUGCAUGCUUGCGAUAUCCUUCUCUCAAAUCAUGCAGUAAUGCAUGGAACACAUUAUCCAGAAGAUUGCAAUCUGCUCAGCAUAGCAAUGUACCCUCCAAGAUCCGGGGUUCUCAGAAGGUUUUUGUGCUCUUUGGUGGGGAAACUUCAGAACGUCAAGUAUCUCUCAUGAGUGGAACAAAUGUUUGGCUCAAUUUGCAAGGUUAUGGUGAUCUUGAUGUGAUUCCUUGCCUGCUUGCUCCUGCAAAUGGAUAUGGAUCUGCUGAACUUAAGAAUGCAGAUCAACAAGAGAUUUGUAGAACUGUUUGGACUUUACCUUACUCUCUCGUCCUACGACAUACCACAGAGGAAGUUCUGGCAGCAUGCAUUGAGGCGGUCGAACCAGAUAGGGCUUUAUUAACAUCUCAUUUACGUGACAAUGUUAUGAGUGAACUAUCAGCAGCUCUUAGCAAACAUUAUUGGUUUUCUGGUUUUGACAUCAAUGAAGAACUACCUGCAAAUUUUACGCUGGAAAACUGGAUCAAGCAUGCUAAAGAGUCUCAGUCAAUAGUUUUUAUUGCAGUGCAUGGUGGAAUUGGUGAAGAUGGUACUCUCCAAUCUUUGUUAGAGGCUGCUGGAGUUCCUUAUACAGGUCCAGGACCUUUUGCUUCCAAAAUAUGUAUGGAUAAAAUGCAAACAUCUCUUUCUCUUAGCCAAUUGACAAGUUUGGGAGUACUUACCAUACCUAAAGUUGUUAGGAGAAAAGAAGAAUUACUGAAUUCUUAUGUACCUGAUACCUGGCAAGCUCUGACAAGUGAACUGCAAUCAAGGUCAUUAUGUGUCAAACCAGCUCGGGAUGGAUGCUCAACUGGUGUUGCUAGAUUAUGCUCCAUGGAAGAUCUUGAAGUCUAUGUAAAUGCAUUAAGGAACUCCCUCCCACGUAUACCCGCUAAUAGUUUGUUAAAGGCACAUGGGGUGAUCGAAAUGCCAAGCCCUCCUCCUCAGUCAUUAAUUUUCGAGCCUUUUAUUGAAACAGAUGAAAUAAUUGUUUCAUCCAAAUCACUGGAUAGUAAUGCUCGUCAUCUUAUAUGGGAAGGACAUACUGGAUGGGUUGAAGUGACAGUUGGUGUCAUGGGUACACGUGGUGAGAUGCAUUCACUUAGUCCUAGUAUUACUGUCAAAGAAACUGGUGACAUUUUAUCACUUGAAGAGAAAUUUCAAGGUGGUACUGGCAUCAACUUGACACCACCUCCAGCAGCAAUAAUAAGUGAUGAAGCCUUACAAAGAUGUAAACAACGAAUUGAAAUCAUUGCAAAUACUUUAGGAUUGGAAGGAUUUUCUCGGAUUGAUGCAUUCAUGAAUGUGCAAAGUGGGGAGGUUUUAGUGAUAGAGGUUAACACCAUACCAGGGAUGACCCCAUCGACCGUCUUGAUUCAUCAGGCCCUUGAAGAACAACCACCCAUACGUCCUCAAGAUUUUUUUCGUACCGUUCUUGAGUUUGCUCGGCAAAGAUCGAAUUAGAUCCUUCUCCAUCAUCCAAACUACAACUCAGUAUCCUAAUUAAGGCACUUAUUAAGGGAAUAAAUAAUUCGAUCUCUUAGUGUCAUUCUGGUUGCUCUUUGUUUGAGCCCUAUUUAUCAUAUUACUGUUUUGUGUUUUUACUUUAUAAUUGAUUUUUAAGCAAAUGGUCAGUGAUGAAUGCUAGUUUUAAUCCCCAGACUUUACAAUAAUUUAAUAAAGUUUUUGUUAGAUAA
This is a messenger RNA of Musa acuminata subsp. malaccensis (wild Malaysian banana), 3256 nucleotides long. RefSeq lists its product as uncharacterized. Lineage: Eukaryota; Viridiplantae; Streptophyta; Magnoliopsida; Zingiberales; Musaceae. Gene Ontology annotation, molecular function: ATP binding; D-alanine-D-alanine ligase activity; metal ion binding. Gene Ontology annotation, cellular component: chloroplast. The record is from RefSeq and is a predicted model, not a curated record. Gene Ontology annotation, biological process: peptidoglycan biosynthetic process.